Molecule: messenger RNA, 948 nt
Organism: Penicillium verhagenii
Lineage: Eukaryota; Fungi; Ascomycota; Eurotiomycetes; Eurotiales; Aspergillaceae
Product: MBL fold metallo-hydrolase
Exons: 4
Coding region: 1-948 (315 amino acids)
Source: RefSeq, a predicted model, not a curated record
AUGCCUGAUUCUCAGAUUGAACUUCCCCCUACUAGCUCGCAUGUCGAUGUCCAACUGCUGAACGGCGGAAGCAUGAUGGCUGAAUACCAUAAGCUUCAUAAAGGUGAGCCAGCCAAAAAGUUCCGAAUGUAUAACUGGGCUUUUUUCAUCCACCACACGGGAAAUGGUCGAAAGGUAAUUUGGGAUUUGGGAAUGUCAUCGAACGGAGAUGACUUCCCACCUGUCAUUGCAAAUGGACUGCUGAAAGAAGCCCAAGUUGAGGGUCCUCGUGAAUCAAUUGAAGCGCAGAUUGAACGCCGCAAUGGUAUCAAACCAGCCGAGAUCGAUAAUGUUUUACUAAGCCACGCACAUUUCGACCAUUGCCGGCCAGUACACAAUACGUUUCCAAAUGCAACAGUCUAUUUCGGUCCUGGUACAUCAGAGCAUUGCGCCCCAGGCCACCUGCAGAAUGAAUCAUCAAUGUGGGACGGCCGAUUCUUCGAUCCGGAAAACGCAACUGAGAAUUGGAAAACCUUGGAAGGACCAUGGAAGAACUUUGGACCGUUUGAAAAGGCACAGGAUUUCUUUGGCGAUGGAAGUUUUUGGAUCAUUCAGGCUCCUGGGCAUAUGCCUGGUAACUUGCUUGCAUGCGCCAAGCUUCCGACGGGCGAUUGGGUUAUGCUGGGCUCUGACUGUUGCCACUCGCGAGAGCUGUUUACUGGUGAGAAAGAGUUCGCGUCUUUCGAACUUCCCAAUGGGACAACAUUUUGUCUCCAUCAAGAUGUGCCGGCGGCUAGGGACACCCUGGAGCGCAUGCGGAUAAUGGAGGCGAGCUUCGGAGCUCAUGUUGCUCUUGCGCACGAUACUGCAUGGAUGGAUAAGGAAAAUGACGAAGUACUUUUAUCCCUACUGGAUAAUGAGCUUCGGCGUGAUAUUCGCGACGCAUUGAAACAUCAGGCACCUUUUUAG